Messenger RNA from Astyanax mexicanus (Mexican tetra), 3355 nucleotides. Its product is annotated as U2 snRNP-associated SURP domain containing. Gene Ontology annotation, molecular function: RNA binding. Bases 58 to 2991 code for a protein of 977 amino acids. The transcript is spliced from 26 exons. Gene Ontology annotation, cellular component: nucleus. The record is from RefSeq and is a predicted model, not a curated record. Gene Ontology annotation, biological process: RNA processing. NCBI's taxonomy places the organism in Eukaryota, Metazoa, Chordata, Actinopteri, Characiformes, Acestrorhamphidae.
UUAGAGCUCCUGCUGCUGAUUGAACGCAGCCCGCUGCUGCUACUGCACUGCUUGGAGAUGGCGGACAGGACGCCAGGCGGGGCUCACAAGGCCAACUCCAAGGCUUUGUUGGAGAGUAAGCUGAAAGCCUUCAGUAUUGGAAAGAUGGCUGUGGCUAAAAGAACCUUGAGCAAAAAGGAACAAGAUGAAUUAAAGAAAAAGGAGGAUGAAAAAGCAGCUGCUGAAAUCUAUGAAGAGUUCCUCGCUGCGUUUGAAGGAGGUGAAGGCAGAGUAAAGACCUUUGUCAGAGGGGGCAUCGCCAAUGCCACCAAAGAGGAAGCUGCAGUGGAUGAGAAGAAAGGAAAGCUCUACAAACCCAAAUCACGUGUUUUGGAGGCAAAAAGUUUUUUGCCGCUUGAAACACCACCACAGUUUCUUGCGAUAGACAAGCGUAAUGCAUCAAAGAAAGGAGAAAAAGAAAAGAAAAAGAGCAACCUGGAGCUUUUUAAAGAAGAGCUGAAACAGAUCCAGGAGGAGCGGGAUGAGCGGCACAGGCUGAAGGGACGAGUCAGUAGAUUUGAACCUCUGUCUGCUAUGGAGGGAAGAAGAUCCUCGGAUGGUUCUUCACGAAGAAACCGUCCGUCCAGUGUUUUGGACGACUCCGCUCCAGGCUCACACGAUGUUGGAGACCCAUCCACCACAAACCUUUACCUGGGAAAUAUAAAUCCUCAGAUGAAUGAGGAGAUGCUGUGUCAGGAAUUCGGCCGCUACGGUCCUCUGGCCAGCGUGAAGAUCAUGUGGCCCAGGACUGACGAGGAGAGAGCCAGGGAGAGGAACUGUGGUUUUGUGGCCUUUAUGACUAGAAGAGAUGCUGAACGAGCGCUCAAACACUUAAAUGGAAAAAUGAUAAUGAACUUUGAAAUGAAACUGGGAUGGGGCAAAGGCGUGCCAAUCCCACCUCACCCAAUUUACAUUCCUCCCUCCAUGAUGGAACACACCCUGCCCCCACCGCCCUCCGGCCUGCCCUUCAACGCUCAGCCCAAAGAGAGGCUGAAGAACACCAACGCCCCCAUGCCUCCUCCACCCAAGAGCAAAGAGGAGUUCGAGAAGACUCUGUCGCAAGCCAUAGUCAAAGUGGUUAUCCCAACAGAAAGGAAUUUGCUCUCUCUCAUCCACCGAAUGAUCGAGUUUGUGGUGCGUGAGGGACCCAUGUUUGAGGCCAUGAUCAUGAACCGAGAGAUCAGCAAUCCUUUAUACAGGUUUUUAUUUGAAAAUCAAAGCCCAGCUCAUGUGUAUUACCGGUGGAAGCUGUAUUCUAUACUGCAGGGAGAUUCCCCAACCAAAUGGAAAACAGAAGACUUUAGGUUGUUUAAAAAUGGCUCCUUAUGGCGGCCGCCUCCUCUGAACCCGUACCUUCAUGGCACUCCUGAGGAAGAGGAGGGUGAGGAGGAGGAGGAGGAGGACGAAGAAGGCAGCAAGAAAGGCUCUCUGAAGGACGAAGAGAGAGAUAAGCUGGAGGAGACUCUUCGAGGGCUCACCCCGAGGAGGGGCGAUAUUGCAGAAGCCAUGCUGUUCUGUCUCACACACGCCGAUGCUGCUGAAGAAAUCGUGGAGUGUAUCACAGAGUCUCUGUCCAUCCUUAAAACACCGCUGCCCAAGAAGAUUGCGAGGUUAUAUUUGGUGUCAGAUGUUCUGUAUAACUCUUCAGCUAAAGUCUCGAAUGCCUCCUACUACAGGAAAUUCUUUGAAACAAAGCUCUGCCAGAUAUUCUCUGAUCUUAACGCCACCUUCAGGACGAUACAGGGUCACUUACAGUCAGAGCAUUUUAAGCAACGGGUCAUGUCGUGUUUCCGGGCGUGGGAGGACUGGGCGGUUUAUCCCGAUCCAUUCCUCAUCAAACUCCAGAACAUUUUCCUGGGACUGGUCAGUCUGGAUCCGGAGAAAGAGACCCCCGUCGAGGUGCCAAUGCCCGAGGAGCCGCCACCGACAGAGGAUAUAGAUGGUGCCCCGAUUGUGGAGGAGGAGCUGGACGGCGCUCCUCUGGAGGAUGUUGACGGCAUGCCUAUUGAUGGAGCUCCUCUGGAUGGAGCUCCGCUGGACGACCUGGAUGGAGUUCCUAUAAAGGGGGCAGAGGAUGAACUGGAUGGAGUUCCCUUCGAUGGACCAAAGCCAACCUUUAAGAUGGCUCCAUCUAAAUGGGAGGAGGUGGACGGAUCUGCACUGGAAGCACAAGCUGUAACCACAUCAAAGUGGGAGGUAGUUGAUAUGCCAGAAGAGUCAGAAAAGAGUGAGGAGAGGAAAACACACGAAACCGCUGUAAAAGAAUCUUCGUCGAAGAGUUUGUACGCCUCAGAGCAGCCGUUUCACUCGCAGCCUGUUAAAGAAGAAUAUCAUGAAUCCAAAUCCAGCAAGCUGUCGGAGAUGAGUGAGGAGAAGCGAGCUAAACUGCGGGAAAUCGAGCUGAAAGUGAUGAAGUUUCAGGACGAGCUGGAGUCUGGAAAACGGCCGAAGAAAUCGGGACAGAGUAUUCAAGAGCAGGUGGAGCUCUACAGGGACAAGUUACUACAGAGGGAAAAGGAAAAGGAGGUGGAGAAAGAUAAAGAGAAGGAGAAAGAAAAGAAGGAGAAAGAGAAAUCUGAAGUGUCGCACAAAGAGAAGGAGAAGGAGAAGGAGAAGGAGGAAUCUUCAUCAAGCAGAAAAGAGAAGAAGCGCAGGCACAGUCCCUCCCCCAGUCCCACCCGCAGUAGCUCCAGCCGGCGUGGCCGGUCCCCCUCCCCACGGUCCGAGCGCUCAGACAGAUCCUACACCAAGGACAGCUCACGCACCUCCUACAAAGACUCGCCACGGGAAAGCAGCCGGAAAACCUCCAAAAGGUCGCCUUCCCCACCCGCUACACCCAAACGGUCCCGCAGAUCCAGAUCAAGAACGCCCAAAAAAUCCUCCAAGAAGUCCAGGUCCCGCUCGCGAUCGCCACACCGCUCUCACAAAAAAUCCAAGAAGAGCAAGCACUGAAGCACAGCUGCAGCUCCAGAACAGCUGGAUUCUCUUUUUGUGCCUGAAUUUCGUCCUGUAAAUCCGUGUGGGAUUCGUUCCCCAUUCAGCCUCUUUAAGUCCCUUUGACCACUCCCGUCUGCACGUGUCCAGUGUCCUCACAGGUCUACACAGGGGUAUUUUAUAUUGUGAAUAAGGGGCUUCCUCUGACGUCUUAAUUUCGCACAGCAGGAAAAUAAGAGGCGACGUCUCAGAACUAUGGUAUUAUUUUUGGUCAUGGUUUUUAGAUCCCUGCAAAAUGACUUAAAUUAAAAUAGUGUGUAUGUUUUCAGUUGUAUAGUUGUUUUGAUUUUCAAUAAAGACACAGCUUAUGUGACUCCUCUGA